GUGGGUUGUGCGGUGACUGUUUGCCGUUAUAGAGUCGCUUUCUCUCAGAAAAUGGAGGACGUGCGAAGCGAAGAGAGAACCACUGUCGAUGUGUCCUCGGUGUCAAAGCCCGGAAUGACUCAGUGUUCGUGUAGCGGGUUUCUGAGGCGCCUCCGUGCCUGGAUACCGGUCGGUUAUAGAAAAGAAUUCGUUCACAUAACCAAGUUAGCAGGACCGGUGUUUAUUGCCCAGCUCAUGGUCUUCCUGAUAAGUUUUGUGAGCACAGCAUUCUGUGGGCAUCUGGGCAAGAUGGAGCUCGCAGCGGUCGCCCUGGCCACAGCAAUAAUUAACAUCACUGGUUUUUCAGUUGGGUCUGGACUGUCAUCAGCAUGUGACACUCUGAUAUCUCAGACUUAUGGGAGUGGCAACUUGAAGAGAGUUGGUGUUAUUCUGCAGAGAGGGAUCCUAAUUUUGCUUCUGGCCUGUUGCCCAUGCUGGGCUCUUCUCAUCAACACAGAGGCCAUCCUAUUAGCCAUCAGACAAGAACCAGCAGUUGCCAGACUUGCACAGUUAUAUGUGAAGAUCUUCAUGCCUGCCCUCCCAGCAACAUUUCUUUACCAGCUGCAAGGAAGGUAUCUGCAGAACCAGGGAAUAAUAUGGCCCCAGGUCAUCACAGGCGCAGUGGGAAAUGCUGUUAAUGCCCUGAUAAACUACAUCUUCCUUUAUGUACUGGACUUGGGGGUUGCUGGCUCUGCAGCAGCCAACAUUCUUUCCCAGUAUUCCCUGGCUUUAUUGCUGUACAUCUACAUCCUGUGGCGGGGUCUUCACAAGGCCACCUGGGGAGGUUGGUCCAUAGACUGUCUGCAGGAAUGGGGUAGCUUCAUUCGCCUUGCCAUUCCCAGCAUGCUCAUGCUAUGUCUGGUGUGGUGGAUAUAUGAAAUUGGAGGAUUCCUGGCAGGCCUGAAAAGCGAGGUCGAGCUUGGGGCUCAGUCAGUCAUUUAUGAAGUGACAAAGCUUGCCUAUAUGUUCCCUAUAGGCGUCAGUGUAGCUGCCAAUGUCCGUGUAGGGAACGCCCUGGGAAGCAGGGAUACGAACCAAGCCAAGCUAUCCUGCAAGGUAUCCAUGAUGUGUGCAGUUGUGGUUGCUGUGUGCAUAACUGCAGCUGCUGGGGCAUCAAAGGAUGUGAUCGCCUAUAUCUUCACAAAUGAUGAGCAGAUCAGGGAACGAGUUGCCAAAGUUAUGAUGAUCUACACCCCCUUCCAUUUCUUCGAUGCCAUAGCUGGGGUGUCAGGGGGUAUCGUGAAAGGCACUGGGAAGCAAACUGUGGGGGCCAUUUGUAACCUGUUUGGGUACUACUGUGUGGGAUUUCCCAUUGGCGUGUCUUUGAUGUUCCCUGCAAAAAUGGGAAUCUUUGGUCUGUGGAUUGGCCUCUUAAUUUGUGUGAUUUUGCAGUCCACAUUCUUCAUCAUCCUCAUUGCCAGGCUUGACUGGAAUAAAGCCACACAUGAGGCGCUGGUCAGAGCCGGAAUGCAGGCUCUAGAAGACCAACAAAGCCAGGCUCACAUCAUGAGCAGACAAGGGUGCUCCCAGGGCAUACCUGAUGAGAUGCAGCAGGACGAAGUUGGCCACACGGACCUGGAAGAACUGACUCGGACAGAGCCACAAGUGGCAGUGAGCACAGUGGGGGACGUUCUGGCAUUCAGAACGCUGGUUCUGCGCCGUGGUCUGAUAAUAGGCCUCAUGCUGGUUGUCUUGGUGGGGGGGAUUCUGAUCAACUUGCUCCUCACCCCUGCACCCAACUGAGGCUCCCAGGGCCACAGGGGAUACCCCAAUACCCUGGGAGAAAGAGGGUGAUGAGCACCUCAGCCAGGAGACAGCGCUGGCUUCAGCCUGUUUGCCUCUCUGUUGGAUCCAGCCACUUUCAUGUCAAGGCUCCAGGAUACAGAAGAAGCUCAAGCAAAUUAAGCAAAACCAUACCUGCUACUAAAGCAGAUGUUCACUAUUUAAAAUAUGUCUGUUUUGGUUUGGAGACAGCCAAGUGAUAUGUCCUUAUGUUUGAAAUAAAACAUGAAAGGAAAGUAAAGCUGGAUACCAGUUUAACAUUAAGCAGCUGAAAGCUCUGAGUUCUUCAGCAAUUCCAAUCUUACCCCAUAGUAGCUGCUCUUUUCUGGCUGCCUAUUGAAUGCAACCCAUAACGGCCUUGUGAAUUCAAGUCAAAAAGCAGCAAUUAGAAUAGGACUUCACUGAGCUGAAAUGUGUAAGUAUCGUGAAAGCAUUUCUGCUUUCUCACUUUUUGUUCUUAACUUCCAUGUGCAUUCUUUGGUAGUUGUGAAACUGAAGAAACACCACGAUCUGCCCAUUAAGAAAAAGUGGAAAUAAAACAACUGGAGCUAUGAUGUAAAACAUUUAAUUAAACUUUGCUAUUCUAUUCAAUGUGAAACUGCCAGUGCCAUUUAGCAAUAGUUCUUUGGAUUUCUCUCCUCUAACAUCUUGUGAUAUCACACAACACCCAUUUUUUUGCAACCAGGCAGGGCUGACAAUGUCAUGUUUUUGCAUUUUUACUUUGAGGAUUACAGAAAGUGGACUAAAGCAGGAAAAAACAAGCCAACUUUAUUAUUAACAUAAGAAAAUGUGUUUGUUGCACCCCUGGCAGCAAGCCAAACGACUGCACCUGCUGCUAAUCAGCACAACCAGGUAUAAAGGCAGCACUGUAACCGCACAAGGGUGCGGAAUCUUGCAAACGCCUCCCUUCGUGGAUUUGCGGAUUCAGUGUUCUACUCCUAGUCCCUUAGUCCCUGCUUUGUUUCCCUGACUCUCUUGGCUCCCAAUCCCCACUUGCUCUCCCAGCUCCUGAGAUUUGUUUUGCCCUUGCAGUGAUGUCUGUGCCUCGAAAGACCCCUGCCUGUCCAUGACCAUCGCUCUUUAGCUGCCCCUGUGAACCCACCAAAAAUAAAGCAGACCCACACUUGGGUCCAUUCCCUUACCUCCUGUCUCCAGUCCCCAUGCCUGACAGUGUUAAUAGUAUUCAAAAGCUACAUUCAACUUUAAA
Scleropages formosus (Asian bonytongue) is the source of this 3028-nucleotide messenger RNA. RefSeq names its product solute carrier family 47 member 3 (gene slc47a3). Gene Ontology annotation, cellular component: membrane. The coding region runs from base 52 to 1782 and encodes 576 amino acids. Gene Ontology annotation, biological process: xenobiotic detoxification by transmembrane export across the plasma membrane. The record is from RefSeq and is a predicted model, not a curated record. The transcript has 17 exons. Lineage: Eukaryota; Metazoa; Chordata; Actinopteri; Osteoglossiformes; Osteoglossidae. Gene Ontology annotation, molecular function: antiporter activity; xenobiotic transmembrane transporter activity.